AUCAACAAACAAACUACUCCCACACACCACAGUCCCGCUUAGCUAAAUCUUGCAGUAAACCAAUGGCGUCUUCAACUCUAACCGGUAAGGUCGAGGCCAAUGUAGAGAUCAAGGCUUCUCCUGAGCAGUUUCACGACAUGUUUGCCAACAAACUGCACCACGUUCAUCAUACUUGCAACGACAAGGUUCGACGAUGCGAUUUACAUGAAGGUGAAUGGGGAAAAGUCGGUACCGUUUUCAACUUCCAUUACGUUCACGACGGAAAGGAGAAAGUCGCAAAGGAGGUGGUUGAAGCAGUAGACCCUGAAAAGAACCUGGUGGUUUUCAGAGUGAUCGAUGGAGAUCUAAUGAAAGAGUACAAGAGCUUUUUACUGACGCUUCAAGCUUUUCCCAAGAGCGAUGGCAGCAUAGUACACUGGAAGAUGGAAUACGAGAAGUUGCACGAUGGGGUUGAUCAUCCCGAGACUCUACUCCAACUCGGCCUGGAUAUCUCCAAAGACAUCGACGCUCACCUCAUCCAAGCUAAGUGAAGGACCCACUGUUGCUACUAUGCUACUUUCCUUAUAUCUAUGUAUGGAGAAUAAAUUGACAGCUGCCUUUCUUAUGUAUAAUCUGAAUAUAUAUGUUUGGAUCGAGAUGCUGUCAGGAAGUGAAUUUGGUGUUUUCAUGUAUGUUGUUUUAUUAUGUCUUGAAUUGAAUGUAUCAUGCGCUUCAA
Messenger RNA from Hibiscus syriacus, 715 nucleotides. Its product is annotated as MLP-like protein 31. Gene Ontology annotation, biological process: defense response. The coding region runs from base 63 to 530 and encodes 155 amino acids. The record is from RefSeq and is a predicted model, not a curated record. NCBI's taxonomy places the organism in Eukaryota, Viridiplantae, Streptophyta, Magnoliopsida, Malvales, Malvaceae. The transcript has 2 exons.